UCAGAAUCGGAUUUUGGGACAUCAGCUCAGAUGGGGAGACUCAAAACGGCAACAAUAAGAACAUCAAGCUAGUACUAGCCUUGACGGACACUGGUUGGUAGCGAUGGCGGACGAGCGGGACCCUGAUGUCGAGUACGUCCUUUUGAACAAGCGAGACGCCAAAGUCUACAAGGUGCCGCCAGCCGCAUCGGCAUCCGGCCACAAAGCUUCAGAUUGGCAGGAAGCGAUCUGGCGAGGAAACCUUCGCAUCGUCGCUCGAGGAACAGAGUUGUCCAUCCGUUUGCUGGACAGCAGUUCCGGCAACUUGUUCGCGCAGUGUGUCAUUCCAGAUGGCUUGUAUGAGCACUAUGUGGAGCGCGUGGUGGACUCGAGUCGGUACUGGGUUCUCAAGAUCGUGAAUGGUCCGCGGCACGCCUUCAUCGGCUUUGGCUUCAGCGAGCGGAAUGAUGCGUUUGAUUUUAAUGCUUGCCUGGCCGAUUUCAAGGCCACAUUCAUUGACAAGGUCCAUGAAGCCAAAGCAGCGGAAGCAAUGCCCACGAAAGAUCUAUCGCUGAAGGAGGGGGAGACAAUCAAGGUGAGCUUACCGGGCAAGGGUGCCAGGCGCCGUGAGGUGAAAGCAGGGUAUCCCGCUGGCUUGCUGGCACCGCCGCCAGCCACCAGUACCUCUGUCCAGGAUGCACCUCCUCCAACAGGGCCUCCCUGCCGCCAUGCCUCACACCCUCGCCGCUGAGGCGGCGUCCAGCGACACUGCGCCGCUGAAGGUCCCAGCGGCCGUCCCUGCAGAGGACUUGGACUUCGCCGAUUUUCAGUCAGCGGCUGCCACACAGAGUUAAUCCUUUGGACCCUGACUCGGAGGAUCCGGCGCGACGCGGUUAGGGGGAUAGACAUGCCGAGAGCUGGUCACCAGCUGGGCAGGUUGCCCCAAGAGGGAGGCGCCGACUCCAUGCCCAGGGUCCUGGUUGAAGGUAAGGCUGCGCCCAAAAGAAGCGCGCAGCGAAGCUGCAAAGCCGUUCACCACAGAGGAAAGGCGACCAA
Messenger RNA from Durusdinium trenchii, 1035 nucleotides. Lineage: Eukaryota; Dinophyceae; Suessiales; Symbiodiniaceae. The record is from the annotation of a GenBank genome assembly.